Messenger RNA from Amphiprion ocellaris (clown anemonefish), 1663 nucleotides. RefSeq lists its product as uncharacterized. The record is from RefSeq and is a predicted model, not a curated record. The transcript has 5 exons. Bases 3 to 1568 code for a protein of 521 amino acids. Lineage: Eukaryota; Metazoa; Chordata; Actinopteri; Pomacentridae.
AUAUGCAGAUAUGCCAGCUCACCACCAAUAUACCAAACCAAAAGUCUGAUAAAUCAGAUGAUCUCCAGAUCAGCAGCGUUUACUGUUCAACAACUGCAUCAAUCGCUAAAUUUGUACUUCUGGAUGGAUCUGUUGAACAAAAUGAUGAAGGAAACAUAGAAGUGGGAGAAAAUGGAGGUAAAGAUGAUUUGAAACAAGAAAACAACAUAGAGGAUGAGAAAAGACACACAGAACAAGAAGAAGAUGGAAAACCCAUGGCUAAAACAUCUCAAACUGACAUACGUGAGGAUUGUGAGGGUUCAGGAAAGGAUGCAGAGGAAACUAAUAACCCUGAAACAGAAACAAAAGAUAGAGGAGAUACAGAUGAAGUAAACGAAGGAGGACAGACAUCAGAAACAGCAGAAACACUGAUAGCAUCCCAGACGACUGCUGAUAGAACCACUGAACAGAGCUACAAACUGCAGGUCAACGACUUCAUGGGCGAUAAGUCGGGUUUGUCUGUCGGUGAGACUUCAAACUUCUCUCAACAUCUCUCUCAGAACAUGAUAGAGAAGGUUUCUAGCCAUGAGAUCAGAAAAGACGGACAUUCUCUCUGUUUGGAUGAGCACCAAAGCGACAACCAGGAACCAAACUCUAUCAUUCAAGAGGUUUCUGGACUCCUGAAUCAGUCCAGUAGCUCAGAGAUGAAUGCUGCACCGUUACCUGGUCGGUCAGAUGUUAUCCAAGAGUUGGAGAUGAGUCGAGAACGAACAGAAACAUGUAUACUUACCGACAACACUACAGACACCAAGCAAGAAGAUGAAAUGUCUGAUACAUGUGUGAGAAAAAUGGCCGAACUACACCCUCAAAGUCAGGAAACCUCAAAGCAGGAGGAGUCUGUGGUGAAUGAUGAUAAAAAUGGUGAUUAUGAAGGUCAGUCAAACAUAGACAAACAUGAAGACAAAGCCUGCAAGACCAGACAAACACCAAAAGAUGCUGAUGUUGAUAUCACCAUGACUGCUGUGGACCUUGAUUCUGGAAGUUGUCAGGAUCAUGUGAAGAGCAACAAAACAGAAGAUUCAGGAGAUGUAAAGACAACUAAAAGUGAAAAAGACCAAGCUUCUGGCAGCUCAAAACACCAUGAUCAUCAUCUGUUCAGAGAAACGCUGUUUGAUGACUCUUUCCCCACAACUAAGACUUACAGGCCGUUAUUUGACUGGAGCAAAACUAAAUCUGAUGUCCUUCAACAGUCAGUCCAGGGAUCUUCUUUUUCGUCUGAGCCAAAUCUAACUGAUCCUGAUGGAUUCCUCAGACAUCCUUCCUGCACAAUCCCCGCAUUCCUGAAAAGCAAGCACAGCAAAGGCCCCUUGGUGAUUAUGAGGGCGUUGGAUCUGCUGAAUGCCUCCAGUGUCUCCGGGACGUCGGCUUCUUCCCCGAGGAAACGCCGGCAGGACGGAUGGAAAGCAACAGAAGGGAUGUACAGACAGACGACAGCAGAUAUGGACGGCAGAGUUCCCACCUCCUGCAGCAAACGGUCGUCAUCAGAAUUUCUGAGAACCCCGACUUCUCCGUGUGGUCAUGAACUCUGAUCGGACUUGAGGAGUGUCCAGGCUGCAGCAGGAUUCCCGGUUUUUUGCCCCCCCGGUGUAAAAAUAGCCUCCCUGUACCCCGGUGUGCUGCCCUG